CCGCGCGACAGUCCUUUGGUGGCCGACGCGUUGUAAAUACGUGCGUGCGUCGCGGGCGCAAGUAGCGCCAUUCGAUAGUCGCCGGAAGGUGAUUCGAUUUUGCGAACUAAUCCACGCCAAGCGGAACGGAGCUUCAGUCUGUCAUUCCGCGCCGAGAAAUGGAAGACGACGAGACGCUUUCGUUCGGUGGAAGCGUGAGCACGUUGCCGACCUACGAGAAGGUUGUCGUCGCGUGCGCAUACGCGGUGACAGGUGUGCGGGUAGGAGCAUUUUAAAAAAUCUCUGGUUAUGACAACGGACGCGACACCGUCCUAUUACGAUCGUCUUCGGAUUGAGAACGAGAACACGCCGAGGGAGAAGUCUAUCGUUUAUUUGUCAUCAUCAUAAGAAGCUCCCUACGAUUGUUCUUCGUCAAGGGCAUAUUACAUCGAGUGUUGUUUAUUUUUCCCUUCUCUUAUUCCUUUAUGUAUCCUAUCCUUCCUUUUUUCCUUUCUUUGUACACAGUGUCACGGGAUUCGUAACGAAAUACCUGUUCUCUGUCUCCUUGUCGAAGCUGUCUGGGUGGCAAGAGAAGAAGAAAUAUGUGGUGCCUCGUGAGCCAAGCUAAUUCCGUCAUCCUCGAGGUUCAGGUCGACCCCAAAGCCAUCGGACAGGAAUGUCUCGAAAAGGUGAGUUUAUUUUUAUCAACUAAUUCAAUUCAUUGGAUUACAAGGGAUGCUGCGGCAUGCGACUAUUUGGGAAUCAGCAAAGAAUGCGACUACUUCGGAUUAAAGUAUCAGAACGCAAAAGGCGAAGAACUUUGGUUGAAUUUGAGAAAUCCUAUAGAGAGGCAGACCGGUGGAGGCGUGGUGCCUGUAAGAUUCGCUCUCAGGGUUAAGUUUUGGGUGCCACCUCACCUGUUGCUGCAAGAAGCUACCAGACAUCAAUUUUACUUACACUCUCGUCUCGAACUGGUUGAAGGGAGGUUGAAGGUUCCCGAUUGGGUAUCGAUAGCUCGUUUGAUGGCUCUAAUAGCUCAGGCAGACGGUGGCGAUUACGAUGCCUUGUCACCACCGCACGCCCUUUAUUCGCAGUGCUGUCAGAUACAACCGACCGAGCCCUGCGAGCCCAAGCCUCAAGAUUUCCUGCACCGGAUAGUUCAACAGCAUAAGGAGAUCAAGGGUAUGAAAACUUCAACAGCGGAAUAUUGGCUUCUGAAGGAGAUAUCGAAUUUGGAUACUUUUGGUCAAGAAAUGUUUCAUAGCAAAUUUGGAUACAACGGAAUCUCAACGAUCGGCGUUGGACCUCACGGUAUUACAGUAUAUCGUGGUCAGGAUGAAGAAACGCAAAACAUACCAUAUACGGCAAUUCAAAGCGCCACGUCUCAACGCCGGAUGUUCCAUUUGGUUUAUCUCUCGCUCGACGGCGAAGAAACCUCGUUGGAUUUCAAAUUAGACUCAAGCCAAUCGGCCAGCGGUCUCUACAGGGCGAUCACCGAGAAACAUGCGUUUUACAGCUGUGAGACAGUAAGAAGCGCGGUCACUGCUCAAUUCAUCCGCGACUUGAAGGGAACGAUAAUCUCUAUUUUCAACGAGGACUCGACGCUCGGCAAGAAGUACGUCUUCGACAUACGAAGAACUUGCAGGGAGGUUUACGAUAAUGCUCGACGUGCUCUCUAUUGCGAGUCUGCGAGUAUAACACCACCGGAGGAAAAGGAGAUCUUGGAAAGGCACGAUUGUGCCGAUUGUGAAAAUCCAAAGUGCAAGGAAUCUCGGGAGUGCCUGGCAAGGUUGUUGGAUGCCAUGCUCUGUCGGAUUUGCAUGGAUCGUAGCCUGGACACCGCGCUUUUCCCGUGCGGACACGCGGUAGCCUGUUUGGAUUGUGCUCGACGAUGCGAACGUUGUCCGCUUUGCAGAGCGGAUAUCGAUCACUGUCGAACGAUCUAUCUCCCGAUAGAGUUAACGCAUAUCGAUAGACACAGUCCGAAGUUGCUACCAGAGACGAUCGAGCCCGUGUUCGCCGUUAAAUCCUCCUCGGACGAGAUCAAAGGGAGGAUCGUGGAAAACGAGAUCAACGAGAAUCACGUCUGAGGGCGAUCUACCAAAGUGAAAUUCAAGCGAAUAGAGGAAGGUCAUCUUUCAACGAUAAACCGAUGGAAGAUCUUGCUGAAUCUUUCGUUGUCUUUUGUUGUUUUUCAAAAAAAAAAAGGAGACGAAAAGUUCUACGUCCAGUCUGUCUACGACAGUUUUUGUCUUGCAUUUUGAAGAUUUAGCGAAAAACGGAAUUGGUAGGCUUCGUUUAGGAUACAUAUGAUUCUUCUCCUUAUUGAGAAUUAAGUUAAGAGUUAUUUUUCUGAUUUUAUAUAAGUUUUAAGAAAGUAUAGAACAAAGAACAAAAAGAAUUAUACGAUGUAUUUUGUUUUUUUUCUUUCUUUCCAAGAGAUGAUAUAUUGUUGUUAAUAUCGAUAUCGCAGCGAACAGACUGGAUUACUUUAUAAGAGCAUAUUUGAUUACACGUUUGAGAGUACUGUGAUUCAAAUCGAUAUGGCUAAAAAUAUCUUUUAUUUGUUUAUUAUUCCAAGGUAACUACCAUUGAUAUGAAAUGUAUUUAUGUGAUGGUGUAACCCAUUUGUUGAGUGAUCGAAAAGUGCUAUUAGCAGCAUUGAUCUAUUGGGAAGCCAUGCUGCCAAUAUUUUUAGUGAAUCAUCAAUAUAAAAAGAAAAUAAUUUUAAUUUCUACUUAUCGGACCAAUUACUCUUUUUAUUUUAUGAUUAUCACGAAAAUUUUUUUUGCCAGGUCGUACACUCAUUAAAAUUAUAUACAUUUUGAGUUUCUUUUUCUCUUUUCUUUUUAUUAUUUAAAUGACACUGAUUCGAAGUAGUACAAGGGUAAGAGAGCCUGAAUUUUUAUUACUUUCAUUGAACUUUCAUAUUCUUAAAAAUAAAAAGAAGCAUAUAUAUAUAUAUAUAUAUACACAACAUAGACUGUUAAAGUAAUUCUAUGGAAUCAAUCGUAGAGAGGAUGUUUCAUUAGGAUAAGAUUUCAAUUGUAAUUGACUUAUGAGUUUAAGAAACUUCCGAUUUGGCAAAAUAAAAUAUGCAUAAAAAAUAAAAAAAUAUAAAUAUAUAUAUAUAUUUUCUUAAAGAUAAAUUAAAAAUACAUUUUACUUUGUAUCAAGCGGCAAAUUACUGAAAUUUAAUCUGUAUCUCUUCAAGUGUUCAAACGCCUAUGCGCAUACGAGAAAUAAUAUAUUUGCUUAUGACUUAUCGUUCUACAAAUUUCAUAAUUUAUUCGUUCUUGGAACAUCCUGUACGAAGAGAAAUUCAUAUUACAGUAAUAUAUCUGUUUAUAUGUACAUAAAAAGUAUGAUAACACCUAUUGAGGGUCAAGCGAGUAAAUGUCACAAGUUCGCUAAAAGUCAAAUCUGAUUCAGCAAACUCUGUGUACAUACCAUCUUUUAAAUAAGUCGUAAUAAAAACGAGACAAGUUAAUUGCAGUGCUUUGCAUCCAAAAGAUAAUUUACGAAGUAACAAGUCAGCGACAUUUAAUCUCUGAAAGAGCAUAAAAGAAGGAUGUUUCUCAAUCAAAAGGCAUAGUUAUGGCGUCUCGGAAAUUCAACCAAUAAUAAUAAUAAGAAGAAUAAGAAUAAUGAUAAUGAUAAUGAUAAUAAUAAUAUUAAUAAUAAUAAUAAUAAUAAUAAAACGAUGAUAAUCUAAUAAUAUUAAUGAAAAAUGAUAAUUGUAGUUUUCUAAAAGACGCCGUCUUCCUCUUUUAUCUUCGAUCAGUAGCGGUCCUGUUGUUACCAUUACUGGAAAUUAUUGUUAAAUUAAUUCUACUAUCUGAUAGCACAUUCUAUGAACCUCAUGCGUGGGUGAUGGUGGAAAGAAUGACCGAGAGAAAGAGAGAGAGAGAGAGAGAGAGAGAGAGAGAGAGAGAGAGAGAGAGAGAGAGAGAAAGAGAGAGUGAAAAAUGUAUCAAUCGUUUAUAGUCAUUCAUCAAUGCAAACAGACUUAGUUUAUAAAUAUUUAUAAUGAAAUGUAAUAAUAAAUAGACGAACUUCGGAGUUGCUAUAUUUACAAAGUCUUAAGCGUUUUUGCUUGAGAUUUUGCGCAGUCUAAUAUUCUUUUUUUUUUUUGAUAAGUUAGAAACUCGUGUUACUAUCAAAAUUUCUAUAAUGUUCUUAUAGCGUUCCACAUACAUCAAUAUAAUAAUAAGGCUACACUAUUUCUGUGAAAAUGAAAUGUAACAUGGUUCGUCGAGUGAUGCACAUUCUUUAGACAUAAGUCAGAUAUAAAUGUUUAUGAGGAUGUUGAGUUUAGAACAUAUAGGAGACAUGGAACAGUACUAUAUCAGAUUUUCGCGUUACGAUAAAGGAAAUUACAAAUAUUCCUAGAAGAUUUUGUAACUUUGCUAUCUUAUCGAUUAACCGAUGUACAUGUAAUCCUGUAAUCAUUUUUCAAUAUCCUUUACCCCAUAAAAAGAAUGAAUAUAUAAAAGUUUCUUUGUGAAUAAUGAUGUGUGUUACUUAACAUGAAAUAUAGCUUUGUACCUAUUACUGCGAUGUUUAUUCAGUGAUCGUAAGAUCGAUAAAGACAAAAAAAAAGCAACAAUAGCAUAUUACGAAUAAAAAUAUUUCUUGUAACUUAAUCUCUGUAUAAAAACCAUAAAAGGAAUAAUUCAGAAUGUGGUAGUUAGUAGUAUAUAUGUAUAUUACAUUAACGAGAUAUACAAGAAAAUGUAUUUCUAAAAGUUCUAAUUUGCAAAGAGUAUUUUUAAAGUAUUUCCAAUUAUUUUUUAGUAUUAUACCAGGAAUCCACUUAUCAUGGUGACAACAAAUAUUCAAAUGAAGAUGAUGCAACCUAUAAAAGGUAAUUUUUAGCGUACCAAUAUAUAUUAUAAUAUGUUGAUUAAAUAUUGUAAAAUAUC
Vespula vulgaris is the source of this 4904-nucleotide messenger RNA. It is a transcript of the gene dnr1, whose product is annotated as E3 ubiquitin-protein ligase MYLIP. Lineage: Eukaryota; Metazoa; Arthropoda; Insecta; Hymenoptera; Vespidae. The record is from RefSeq and is a predicted model, not a curated record. Gene Ontology annotation, cellular component: cytoskeleton. Gene Ontology annotation, biological process: ubiquitin-dependent protein catabolic process. Gene Ontology annotation, molecular function: ubiquitin-protein transferase activity. The transcript is spliced from 8 exons. The coding region runs from base 582 to 2069 and encodes 495 amino acids.